UGCAGCGAAGUUGUUCAACAUUUUGUAUGAACUCUAAUAUUUACUCCAUUCCACGCUCAAUUCUCUCCAGUUCCGGAAUCGGAGUACUGGUUCGCCAUAAAGUGUGUAGUGGCUUCGAAAGAUCUUAUUACUCGUUUGUGUAGGGCGGGCCUUUUAUGAGCUGCUGCUACAGGGAUACCAAGAUGGAAAUCCAGGGGCUUGCUGAUGCCCAAAACACUCACUACCAACAUGGCGCCCCGCGUAAGUCUGCUUUGUCUCCGUUGGGAACAACGACAGAAACUAUUUCUAGCUCGAUUUUAAAGGAAAAUGACAACGCGGAUCAUUCAGAAUCGCACGUUUUGCAAAGCGACAACAACAACAACCGGCCUAGGUCCUCUCUACUUCGCCUGCUGGCAGAAAAUGGCAGUGGUUCGUGUCUGUCUCUUUGCCACAAACAGAACGAAAGGCACAGUACGCUGUCACAAAAGGUUCAAGUGGCGAAUGUUGAACUUUGUAACUUGAAUACGUUGAAGGAGAAAGACUAUUUGGAACUGAGCCCGGAGUUUGUAAGGGGUGAGCUAAAAUACACCGAGGAAAAUGAAGACAGCGUGUUGCAAAUGGCGCUGCCCCUUUUCGACGGGGAAGACGGAUAUGCGGAACAUUCAGAGCAACGGCAGUUGUUGGCUGAGGACUUACGGCAACGGCACCAAGACAGUCCCUCCCUGCCGGUGGUGAGAGCGUCGUGCUCAAAUGCCAGUGAUGGCACGAUCGGGCCGUCCAUUGGCAAAAACUCGGAGGAAUUUUACGUCGUUCUUAACAUAGUGCAAGAAAAUGGCCUCGGUGACAACAAAGAACGACAAACACGCCAGUCUGAAGAAGGCGAGAAAGUGAACGGUAAGAAAGCAGAUUCGGCUAGAUCAACGUAUGGGCCAGUGGAUGUCCAGCACAGAAAUUUGACAAUCAAAGCCAAAUCUUCAUCUGUUUGUAGUUUUGGUCAUGUCGGUGUCAGUUCCGAUCUAACGGGUGAAACUGGAACUGUAGUCAGCGGGAGACAAAGGGUAUGUUUUGAGGCCGAGAAUGGCAGCAUUGUGUUAUCGGACGCCAGUGUUGAGAGCGGACAUGAUGGUAAUCAGAAGAUGUCUGAUGUAAUGAUGGCCUGCAAUAAUCUAGUAUCGAUGGAACAGGCCUCUCGCGAAUUGAACGAAUGUGACUCUAAGGACGGUACAGCUGUGUUGCCAGAGAGUACAGAUACUCCUGAAACUACUGAUAUGACGGAGGCUAAUAACAGUACAGAGUACAUCACGGACUACGUGAAUCUCGGGACAAACAACGACAGCGUUCCUGAUGGGACGUCUGAAACUGCCCACGAAACCUUCUCUGGCACUAUUAUGAUCAAUAACCAAAGCAUUAUCGUGACUAUCGAGAAUGGAGUUUUGACUCUGGCUGCACCGCCGGAGGGCUAUUCCUAUAAAGAGGACGGAUUGGUAAGUCUGAAAGAACACUUGGGUAUGAAAGACCAUGAAGACAUAGUUCUUCUCAACUAUGAUAGUGGAACCAAAUCUAUUGGGAAGAUAAGCAAUGUUGCGGGGAGCACACAAGACGAGCCGAGUGCCGAGCCGGCAGUUAGCGACUCGGAGCUCACCCUAGCUGACGAAUGUUCACUGUCAGAACUUGGAGCCACUCUGGACUCGUGUCCAGCAGUCAAACAAGAGGACGGAACCUUGAGUGCUAUGGAUGCGAACUCCAUAGGACCAAAUUCAAAAGGCACACCUAUUGAAUGUGAGGACGAGCUUCAGCCCAUGAGCCUUGUUGGUACAACAGGCUUGGCUAAGAAGGGUGCCUUAGUGACCUACCGCUGCCCUCAUCCUGGCUGCUCAAACACUUUCGACAGCCGACAGAAGCUCAAAAUGCACCUUGUGUUUCACACAGAAGAUCAGCGGCCCUUCAAAUGCACAAUGGAAGGCUGCGGUUGGUCCUUCACAACGUCGUACAAGCUAAAACGACAUCUGCAGUCCCACAAUAAGGUCCGACCGUACAGGUGUGAAUGGGAGAACUGCGGCCGGCGUUUCACCACCAUCUACAACCUAAAAGCUCACGUCAAAGCACAUGAUCAGGAGGAUGCUUUCGUGUGUGAAAUCUGCAGUGAGAGGUUUCGCAGUGCCACACGACUCGCCAAUCAUCAGAGAACGCAUUUUGAACCCGAAAGGCCACACAAGUGCGAAUUCCCGGGAUGUGAGAAAGCCUUCAUCACCUUCAGUGCCCUGUUCUCCCACAACAGAACACACUUCAGAGAGACCGGCCAAUUCACCUGUACCUACCCAGGUUGCGACAAGCGCUAUGAUAAGGCAUGCCGCCUCAAAAUCCAUCUCCGCAGUCACACAGGUGAAAGGCCGUUUGUUUGUGACUCUGAGUCCUGUGGAUGGACUUUUACUAGCAUGUCAAAACUGCUGCGACACAAAAGGAAACAUGAGGACGAUCGGCGGUUCACGUGUCCAGAGGAGGGAUGUGGGAAGUCCUUCACCCGUGCCGAACACCUGAAGGGCCACAGCAUCACCCACCUGGGCACCAAGCCCUUCGAGUGCCCUGUAGCAGGCUGCAGUGCUAAGUUCUCAGCACGUAGUAGUUUGUACAUCCACUCUAAGAAACACCGCCAGGAUGGGUUGUGUCUGAGGAGCAGAUGUCCUGUGGCAGGAUGCACCAAGCACUUCUCAUCUCGCAGUAGUCUCAAAAGUCAUAUGCUGAAACAUCACAACCUCAGCCCAGAUGUGUUGAAUCAGCUGGAGAGCACGGCCUCUCUGACACCCAGCUGCGAGCUCACCAGCGCCGCACAGAGCGCCACCGCGCCUGCCUCUGUGGGGACAGAGCUCAGCAGCCUGGACCUUUCCUCCCUGUUCUCCAGCGUGCCCCAGGGGGCCCCGCCGCCGCCCACCGGCCCCGCUGCCCACCCCGGCCCUGCCCCCUUCACCAUGGACAUGUCGCUCGUCAGCAGUGGCAUCCUCACCAUAGAUCCGGCGUCGGUUGGCCCGCCUCUGGGAGGAGCCAAAGGUGUGGACCCUCUCAUCUUGGCGGCGGGGGCGGACAUGGGUGCGCAUGUGCUGGACGCCGCCCUGGGACCUGGCGGAGGGGGCGGAGUCCUGCAGCAGGCCACGCUGCAAUUGGAUGACGUGCAGACGGUGAAUCCUGAGGCGCUGGGAGCACUCACCGCCCUGGCCAUCCAGAGCACGCCGUCAACAGAGCAGCUCCAGGCGCUCAGCUCAUCCAGCACCCUGACCGCGGAGUCUCCCUCCUCCUCUCUGUCAGCCUCCCUCGUGCCCUCACUCACCUCCUCCGCCCUGGGCGCCGGAGCCCCUGUGCCGGAGCUGCUGUCUCCCCAGCCGAAGGCAGACAUCAGGACCGGUGAGGCAGCUGUAGGACCCUUGCUGAGUGGAGUAGAAGUCCUGACCCAACAGGAGAACAGCAAAGGCAUGGGCCAGUUUGUGUUCCCUGGCCACAGCACCUCCUACACUGGGCAGAAAGAGGCAGAGCUGCCCUCAGGCACUCCUUGUCCCUUUAUGGAGAGCAGUGGCUCUGCGCGUACAGACUACAGAGCCAUCCAGCUGGCAAAGCGGAGAAAGCAGAAAGGCCCAGCCGCCGGUGCCAUCACCUCUGGGGGGACCCAGAGGAAGACCAAGGGUCUGAAGGGCCCCACUGCACCAGGGACUUUGGCUGGUCGCUUCGGAGAAGGAACUGCAUCUACCACAGGGGGACUCACUAUCCGAGACCCAGUUACUGGAGCCCAGUACGUUCAGAUUCAGCUUCUGCAGGAUGACCCUGCUUCUGAUGGAGACUUGGCUUUUCAGCUCAGCUCCCAGACCUCCAGUUCUCACUCCCAGCUAACGGUUGAUCUGCCUGUCAACAUUCUACAGGAGCCUUCAGCCAUGACUGAAGAUGACAACGGAUCCGAUAACUCCCAGUUUACUGGCAGCACGAUCAACCUGCAGGACCUGGAGUGACUAUGCACCAGAGCACCAGCAGGAGACCCUGAGGGCCACACUCAUAGUCCUGUCCCUCUCUCUGCCUGUCACACUCUGCCUUUCCGUCUCCUCAAGACAUGAAGGAAUCUGUUUUGAAGGCAUCUCCUCUCUGUGGUGCAAUUUUAAAGACUCCACUAAUGGAGAAUGAAGGGCGAGGCCUUGUCUCUGGGCAGUUUUUAGGAGCUGUUUCUGAUCAUUGUAGGCCAGUUUGUUUUAGAAUUCCUGUUUUUGUAUUUAUGUUGGAAUAAUGCAACAUAGUUUCCCCUCAUCCAUUACCACACAACCAGAAGCAAAAUACCUUUAACAUUUACUUUUUUGAAAAUAUGUGCUGGUGAUAUAGCACAAUAGUGAUUUAGGCACAGACCCAGUAUCAUGUACUGGUAGAGGUGGAAUGCUAUGAUUGCUAGGAGAAAUUCCAUAUUUUACCUCUCCCUAUCUACAGUUCCACUAUCACAUACUGUUAAUGGAAUACUGUUGGGUUCAGUUUUAUUGGGUGUUAAGCUGUCAUAAAUUUGUUACAAGAAUUCAUUGUAACAGUUUGUUAUACAGUGCUUAAUAGACUACAUCCUUUCUUGCUGUGUUUAUAUGAGACAUGGUAAUGUUAACAAAACUGCAAUGCCUAGUAGGCUUCACAUGAAUUAGGAAUCAAACCUCUUAAAACUGCAUAUGCCUCUUACCCUAUAGUUGUGUAACACUGGGAUCUGAGGUGGUUACUAGUUUGUGGAACAGCUUACUUAAGGAAGAAAAUGAAGAUUUUCAAGCUACUUCUCAGUAGCUGUUUUGACAGGGACAUUGUUUCUCAAUCUUGAGCUUAUGAAUUUUUUCUGAAAAGGCAUCAUCCACAACCAUGGAAGAAGUGCUUUCUUACACUUUUUCUGUUAUAAUUUUCUUUAUAUUUUUAUGGCUUUUGUGUGGUAUGUAAAACAAAGAUAAAGUUGUUCACAUUCUAUGUUUAUGUAUGAAAGUAAUAUUAAAUGCUACUUUUUUAUAAAAUGCGUACAUUUGUAACUUAUGAAUUUCUGAACAUUUGAGAUUGUUAUAAUUAUUGGUUCUUGGUGUGAGUGUAAAUAAACCUGGCUACCUGUCUUCUAA
Molecule: messenger RNA, 5084 nt
Organism: Electrophorus electricus (electric eel)
Lineage: Eukaryota; Metazoa; Chordata; Actinopteri; Gymnotiformes; Gymnotidae
Product: zinc finger protein ZXDC
Biological process (GO): regulation of transcription by RNA polymerase II
Cellular component (GO): nucleus
Molecular function (GO): transcription coregulator activity
Source: RefSeq, a predicted model, not a curated record